CCAAGGUCAUCCAGUCCCACCCCGUCUUCACGCGCUCAGAGUAGUGAGGCUUGGAGGUGUCCCCUGUGCUCUCCAUGCCCAGCUCCCCACCCAUGGGUGCCGUGCGCCCGCUCACUCAGCUUGGAGGAGGCCUCCGAGCUCCGGUCUGCCCCGACCCAUCCCCACUUGACCACGGCCCCAGACAGGAUCGCUGCGGCCCAACCGUCCACCCCACGGUGCCGGCGUGUGGGGUCAGUGAGGUUGGGAAGGCCCCUGAGGUCACCCAGCCCAACCGCUGCCCCACAUCCCGCCCCCAAACCCCCAGGUACUUUGAGGCCUUGCUGCAGCUGAAGGACCAGCUCCGGAGGACAGGAGCGGAGUUCCUGAGCUGGACCGACAUCCAGGACAGCGUGCACGCCACCAACGCGGCGGUGCGGGACGAGAACGACCGGCUCCUGGCGGUGCAGCGGAUCAACGCGGCGCUGCUGCAGCCGGACCCGCAGAGGACGUUGGCGGCGCUGCUGCUGCCCGCGGCCGCUCUGCCCCACGCGGUGCUGCCCAACGCUCGGCGCUACCACCGCGUCCUCGGCCGCGCGCGGGCGGCCAAAGCUCAGGCCACCGGGGACGAGGGAGCCGAGCUCUGGUGGGAGGAGAUCGAGCGUGGGGUGCGCGUGGCCAACGAGGAGACGGCGGCGGCGAGGAGCAGUGAGUGCGGGGGCUGUGCUGGGAGGAAGGGGCUGCUGGCAGCUUCCCCCCCGAGCCCCCCCAUCUCUGCCUGCCCUGGUCCCUGAGCCCCCCACUUCUGCACUCCUCUUUCCUGAGACCCUGCUCCCUUCACCCCACGCUCCCUCUCCCCAAGCCCCUCAUCUUCUGUGCACCUCCUCCCUGAACCCUCCACCCCAUACUCCAUG
Molecule: messenger RNA, 890 nt
Organism: Numida meleagris (helmeted guineafowl)
Lineage: Eukaryota; Metazoa; Chordata; Aves; Galliformes; Numididae
Product: ras GTPase-activating-like protein IQGAP3
Exons: 3
Coding region: 75-770 (231 amino acids)
Biological process (GO): regulation of actin cytoskeleton organization
Cellular component (GO): cytoplasm
Molecular function (GO): GTPase activator activity; actin filament binding; calmodulin binding
Source: RefSeq, a predicted model, not a curated record